AUGUAUACUUUUAGAUUCUUAUUAUUACUACUUAACUAUCAUACAGCUAAUAUGAGACGAAUCUGUAUUUGUGCUUUGUUGUUCAUUCAUUUACUUGAAUUUCCUGCAUUAUGUUUUGAUAUUGUCACGAUACCAGAUGAAGAUCUCCUUUAUUUAAAUGAACGAUUGCAAUUACACGAACAUAUGAGUCGUGAAGAUGCAUUAAACUCCAUUCUUGAAUUAGAAAAUUAUUAUACAGGACUGAAAAAUAACUUAAAUGGUUCACCAUCAGAAAUGGUUGAUAAAGCGUGGCAUGCACAUAUAUUAAAUACAAAAAUGUAUUUUCGCUUCUCUCAAGCAGCAUUUGGCCGAUAUCUUCAUCAUUUACCAUUUUGGUCUGGCAAUACGGAAGAGGCAGCACAGUUUUAUGAUGCUAUCUCAAUGUUUAAAAGAUUGAAUGCAUUAGGUGUUGAGAAUAUGAAUGAAACUGUUUGGACGUAUCAAUAUUGA
Rotaria sp. Silwood2 is the source of this 489-nucleotide messenger RNA. The record is from the annotation of a GenBank genome assembly. NCBI's taxonomy places the organism in Eukaryota, Metazoa, Rotifera, Eurotatoria, Philodinida, Philodinidae.